Messenger RNA from Hevea brasiliensis (rubber tree), 3335 nucleotides. RefSeq names its product phosphoinositide phosphatase SAC2. Lineage: Eukaryota; Viridiplantae; Streptophyta; Magnoliopsida; Malpighiales; Euphorbiaceae. Gene Ontology annotation, molecular function: phosphatidylinositol-3,5-bisphosphate 5-phosphatase activity. Gene Ontology annotation, biological process: phosphatidylinositol dephosphorylation. Gene Ontology annotation, cellular component: intracellular membrane-bounded organelle. The transcript has 16 exons. Bases 456 to 2852 code for a protein of 798 amino acids. The record is from RefSeq and is a predicted model, not a curated record.
AACUAAAGUCGUUAUUUACAGCAAAUUUCUCUUUUCAAUUUUCCUCCUGUGCUUGCGGUUGCCGUGUCUGUUAACUGUCUACAGCCUCUCCUUUCUCCCUCUCCAUCUCUUUCUCUCUCCUCUGCUUCUGUCAUCGUCAUCGAUCUGCUCUCUCCUCCCAAAACGCUCCGUUUCUACUCGUUCUCUGGUUUGCUUCGCUCUCCACGAACCUCCUAGUUCUCCAAGAUCACAUUUAUCUCUCAGUUUAUGUAGUUUUUCUCUUUAUUUUUAAGCUUUUUCUGUGUACUGUCACUGUGUUUAUUUUUGUUUAUGUACUUGAAUAUGAACAGAGCUAGAGAUAUGUACAGAGAUAUACGUGUGUUGUAGUGUGUGUAUAGAUUUGAGAAGCAGAGGUUUUGUUUCCGUUGAGAGUUGACCCGGGCCGACGAGUGCUCGGGGAAGAAGGUUAGAUCCGUAUGGACAUGGAAACUAAUUGGACCAUCGGGAAACCCGACCCGAAUUCAAGCUACUUGCAGAAAUUCCGACUCUACGAGACUCGCUCGAAUUUUUAUAUUAUAGGAAGAGACAAGAACAGAACCUUUUGGAGGGUUUUAAAGAUUGACCGUUUAGAACCAUCUGAACUGUAUAUUCUUGAAGAUUCUACAACCUACUCAGAAAGUGAAUGCUGUGACCUCCUAAGGCGAAUACAUGAAGGGAAUAAAUCAACUGGUGGACUUAAAUUUGUAACUACUUGCUAUGGAAUAGUUGGUUUCAUUAAAUUUUUGGGACCUUAUUACAUGUUGCUGAUAACAAAAAGAAGGAAAAUUGGUGCAAUUUGUGGCCAUACGAUAUAUGCCAUCACCAAGAGCGAGAUGAUUCCUAUUCCAAAUUCUUCUAUGCGGUCCAAUAUGACUAAUUCUAAAAACGAGAACAGAUACAAGAAGCUCCUAUGCACAGUGGAUCUUACAAGGGACUUCUUUUUCAGCUACUCAUAUCAUGUCAUGCAUUGUCUUCAAAAGAAUUUAUGUAACGAGGCAGGGCAAGCUCACCAUGAAACAAUGUUUGUUUGGAAUGAAUUCUUAACUCGAGGAAUCCGGAAUAACCUCAAGAAUACUCUAUGGACAGUGGCAUUAGUAUAUGGCUUCUUUAAACAGGUCAAACUCUCAGCAUCUGGUAGGGACUUUAAGUUGACUCUAAUUGCCAGACGAUCAAGGCAUUAUGCUGGCACAAGAUAUUUGAAACGUGGUGUGAAUGAGAAGGGUAGAGUGGCUAAUGAUGUUGAGACAGAACAAAUAGUGUUUGAAGAUGUUCCUGAGGGAUAUCCAGUGCAAAUAAGUUCUGUUGUGCAGGAUCGGGGUUCAAUUCCACUUUUCUGGUCCCAGGAAACUUCACGAUUGAAUAUUAAACCUGACAUUAUAUUAUCGAAGAAGGACCAAAAUUAUGAGGCAACAAAGCUUCAUUUUGAAAAUCUUGUAAAGAGAUAUGGAAAUCCAAUAAUUAUUUUGAAUUUAAUAAAGACACAUGAAAAGAAGCCUCGAGAAAGUAUACUACGUUCAGAGUUUGCUAAUGCUAUCAGAUAUAUAAAUAAAGGCUUAUCUGAGGAUAAGCGCCUAAGGUUCCUCCACUGGGAUUUGCAUAGACAUUCCAGAAAAGCUACCAAUGUAUUGUCACUUCUAGGGAAAGUGGCAGCAUAUGCAUUGAACUUGACUGGCUUCUUUUAUUGUCAAGUUACACCAAGUUUAAGACCCGUGGGGUUUUUGUAUUUGUCUCAGAAAAAUGAUGAUGAGUGCUUUCUCAAAAAUCCUUCCAAUGAAAAUGACUUGGGAAGGAAUUCGGACUCAGGAAUUGGCAAUGUUGAUUCUGAAGCAAAUGAAAAUCAGAGUGUCAAGGCCCCCAUGUUUCAAAAUGGGGUGCUAAGGACUAAUUGCAUAGACUGUUUAGAUCGCACAAAUGUUGCCCAAUAUGCCUAUGGUCUGGUGGCUCUUGGUCAUCAACUGCAUGCUCUUGGAUUUAUAGAAUCACCAAUUAUUGAUUCAGAUAAUCCAUUGGCGGAGGAUUUAAUGGGGAUUUAUGAGACAAUGGGUGACACACUUGCACUGCAGUAUGGUGGCUCUGCCGCACACAACAAGAUAUUUUCGGAAAGGAGAGGACAAUGGAAAGCUGCAACUCAGUCCCAAGAGUUCUUUAGAACUUUACAGCGAUAUUACAGCAAUGCAUACAUGGAUGCUGAGAAACAAGAUUCCAUUAACGUAUUCUUAGGUCACUUCCAGCCACAACAGGGAAAGCCAGCAUUAUGGGAAUUGGAUUCAGAUCAACAUCCCAAUGUUAGAGGGCAUGGUCCUGGUUUGGUUGAUGAGGGUGCUAGUUCAUUCAUUAAGAGAUCACUAUCAGAUGGCAAUCUUCUUUGUGAAAGUGACUUACUUGUAGCAGCUACCAAGGUUGGACAUAAUAAGACUUUUUCUAAGGAGCUAGUAGUUAACAAGGGUCUUUCAGAUUCAACUCCAGAGAUCUCCACCUGUGAAAGUGACAUAUCAUAUUCUAGGUAUACUCCCUCGAUGCCUCAUAGGCAGCUUUUUAAAGAUAUGGGAGAAGAUGAAUACUUUGAAAGUGAUCAUAUUUGCUAUGAUGAACAUGGGGAUGCAUGUAGCUGCUCAAAUUUUCUUGAUUUGGACUGGCUUUCUUCAUCAGGGAAUUCUUGUGAAGAAGAUCCUUUUGACAGGUCAAUUGCUGGCCUAUCAUCUGCUAGUGAGUCUGGAUCUAGCUUGAAGGGAAGAAAUCGAACUGGGAAUGACCUGUCUUCCGAAGACCUCAUGGGUGGAUUUUCAGAGCGGUUUGUGCACUGGGUAACACAUGGGGAGACACUUUUCCAAUAAGUAAACCUUGAGUUUGCGAUGAUAGUAAUUAUUCGAUCCAUUAUCUCUUUGAUCCCAUCCGAAGGAUGUGGAUUACAAAAACUGAGAAUAAAGAGCAGGAGAACAUCCUAUAGAUAACAGUACCGGCGUUUCAUGAAGCUAAUGUAUUUCUCAAGUGUUGCAACAGUUGCAGCAUUUGUUCAAUUGUGCGCCUCCUGAGUCCAGAAUGGUAUGAUCGAGUAAGCACAACGCAAGAACAUAGCUAAUUCAUUUGGAGCUCUCAGAUCCUCCAAUCUUUGUGGAAUAUACAUAUACACACUCCCUAGCUUAUAGUUUAGGUUAUAUUGUCAUCAGUGCCAACUCUUUUGUUUAUAAAUGCGCCCAUAAUUGACAGCUUCUUAAAUAGUCGAUGGCGACAACACCGUCAUCAAUUGAGGGAUAACCUCACAGUCGAUUAAUUCAUAUACAAAUAUUUAACUCUGGAGAAGGGAAAUCAUUCAACAA